UGACUUCUGACAUUCAACGCCCCGCUUCUGAAGUGAUUAGCGAGAAGACUUGGGUUGUUGGGAACUCGCUGGUCAGCAUCCGAGCCCUGGCCAAGAAUGGCUGGCUUGAAGUUGUGGCACGUCGGCCUUCUGGUCUGACCAAAAUCUUAGCACGUAUUGAAAAUGUACCGAUGGUCGGUCCGGGCGAGGUCGAUCCUGACUUCAUCUCAAUUCCUGCCAUCCUUGCCAUGAGCCGAGCUCUGACAUCUGAGGACGAUCCUGUCUAUCAGGAAGUGAUAGAGACUCUUUAUCCCUCAUCGUACGAAGAUUCCACGGAGGAGCCUCUUCGUCCAGAUCCUAUCACCGGCUAUGUUUGGCAGGGCACUGCUCCUUCACAGCGCCGCAAGGAAGUUGCCAUAGACCCUGCUUACUUCGCACUACAGCUCUCCCCAUAUCCGGAUAAUUAUGGGAAAGGACGUAGCAAAGUGGUUGACACAUCAACUCUUCCAGCCUUUAUCCGCAACCUCGAUAGAAUACCCGUUAUUGAUACACACAAAGUUGGGAUCAUGUAUGUCGCUCCCGGACAAGGCCAUGAAACCGAUAUUCUGGCCAAUACUCAUGGAUCUCCCGCAUAUGCUCGUUUUCUGGAAAGACUUGGCCGGUUGAUUAAUUUACGCGGUCAGAAGGAUGUUUAUGCAGGUGGCCUUGAUCCCGACGAAGAUGGCGAGUAUGCGUAUGCCUGGUGGGACGAUAUCGGCCAGAUCUUGUAUCACACAGCGACCCUGAUGCCCAAUCACCCUAACGACCCUCAAUGCAACUUUAAGAAACGCCAUAUCGGGAAUGAUUUUGUUCGCAUCGUCUGGAAUGACUCUGGACUGCCAUACAGAUUUGAUACACUGACCACUCAGUUCCAGUUCGUCAAUAUCGUCAUAGAGCCGCAUUCAUUAGGAGCCAUCGCAGCAUUCUCCAACAACCUGCAUGAGAAUGAAUAUUUCCGGGUGACGAUUCAACGUGCGGCAGGCAUGACAGAAUUUACUCCUGUCGGAAAUUUCAAGCUCAUCUCCGCCGAAAAUCUUCCUCUGCUUGUGCGGCAACUCAGUCUGCUAGCCGACUGGUUUGCCUCAGUCUUUCAAUAUACAAACAAUGAUACCGUUCGCGUGGAAAAGCGGACGAACUGGCAGGAACGUCUAGAGUCGAUCAAGCGCUUCCGAGAUCAGAUGCCAGCAGCUGCGCCGACCGACCCUGUUGAUGGUAUCUUGCAGCAAGAGACGUAUCGGGAUUUUACAAUGGCCUUUUGA
Messenger RNA from Heterobasidion irregulare TC 32-1, 1277 nucleotides. RefSeq lists its product as uncharacterized. The transcript is spliced from 2 exons. Gene Ontology annotation, cellular component: nucleus; cytoplasm; TSC1-TSC2 complex. The record is from RefSeq and is a predicted model, not a curated record. Gene Ontology annotation, molecular function: GTPase activator activity. Gene Ontology annotation, biological process: negative regulation of TOR signaling; positive regulation of GTPase activity; regulation of small GTPase mediated signal transduction. Lineage: Eukaryota; Fungi; Basidiomycota; Agaricomycetes; Russulales; Bondarzewiaceae. Bases 171 to 1277 code for a protein of 368 amino acids.